UCAUAUUGCUCAUUUACCUCUUAGGUCCGAGGACGGACCUAUAAUUUGUAUGGAAACCACAUCAUUUUGAAAGAACAAGCUUGUUGUAUCCAAGAUGGCUAUUUUCUUUGAUCAUCGAGUUCAGUCAGGCUCAACUAGCCAUGUAGAUAUAUCAUGGCAUAAUGAACAACCUUUACUUGCUAUUGCAAUGAGAGGCCAGCAAGGCGGAGGUGUCAUCAACAUUUUCAAUGAAGAGGGUCAAGCCCUUCCAGCAGCUAAUCUUCAACGUUCUUGCUACUCCACCUCAUUGGCCUGGCAUCCUACCCAUCCUUCAGUGGCUGUAGGAUGGGAGAGUGGAGAGAUUCUAAUCUGGAAUGAGCAAGAUCAGCAGCUUCAGGAAGCCACCAAACUUCACAAGGCUCAGGUCUGCUUGCUUCAAUGGAGUGUCAAGGGUCAACGUUUAUUAUCAGGAGAUAAGGAAGGAACAUUGAUCAUGUGGAAGAGUGACGGAAAAGGUCAUCUGACUAGUAAUCCCAUCAGUCAAUUACCAUCUCAACAGACGCCAACUCAAUGUUUAUUUCCCUAUGGUGGACCAAAACAGGAUGAUGAUCGGAGUGCCCCAUGGAGCUCAAAUUUGUACAAAGGUUCUUCCAGUCUGUUAGCGGAUGGCAAUGCUUGCUUUGUAGGAGGAGAGGAAGGUCACAUUGUCUUCAUGGAUGACAAGGGCAACAUGUCCCAGGCUGUAUCUGUAGACGGCCCAGUCAAGAAAUUGCUGUAUAAUAGCCAUCGGAAUGUCAUGGUGGUUGUCACUAAGUCAAUGGCUCUGUCUCAAUACAGUGUUUCACAAGAUGGAAAGCUGACAGAAAUGAUGAAGGUGAAGUUAAGUGGUAAACCUAACGAUAGUGACUGUGACAUGGUUUGGGCUGGUAAGGGUCUUCUAGCAACAGCAUCUGGAGAAUCAUUAGUCAGGAUGUGGGAUCUUGAUAAGGAUGAUAACUAUGUUCUAGCUCUGGAUAAGAAUAUCGGCUUUGAGAUGGGGGAAAAUAUCACGUGUGUUGCAUACUCUUCAAAAAAGGGUUUAUUGGCUGGAGGUACAGACAAGGGUCGCGUAGCUAUGUGGCGCUACUCACCUGUUCCCGGUGUCUUAGGGCGUAGACAGGAAGGAGAAACCAAAUGGAAACUUCAGGCCCCUUGUAACCUAGAAGGUCAGCUUGGUCAGAUCAAAUGGGGUUCUAGGAGGGAUCUACUAGCUACUAAUAGCUUCAGUGGAGUAGUUAUUCUCAAUGAACACAUCAUGAGUGCUAGUAUGAAAGAUCAGGUUGCUGUAGUCCAAGCUGGACCUAGUUCUGUUUCUCUAGAUGUCUUCGUGAAUGGCUCUCAUCAUGACAUUAAGACUGACAUACAUAUCAAGGGAAUAUGCAACACUAAGGACCAUGUUGCUGUAUGGAAUGGCAAGCAAGCUGUAGUCUAUGAGAUUAGUCAAACCAUCAGGGCAACAGGUACUUUCUCGACUGACUCUAAGAUGGUUCGUAUUCAUGAGCAGAAUGCGUACACCACAGAACCAGGAAAAAUACAAGUCAGAACUUUCCAGGGCACUGUAAAGCAACUCAUCUCCAUGAAUGAGAAUGAAGGAGAGCCCUGUACAAUGGAAAUUAUGGGUAAUUACCUGGUUGUUGGAACAUCAGGAGGGUUUGUGAAGAUGUAUGAUGUAUCAAGGAGGGAAGCUAAGCCGCACAAUGCUCCUAAGAACCUAAUGGAUGUGAUACCUGGUAUGGGGAGCAUUCUUAUGGCUAAGACCAACUGUAACGGUACAAAGCUUGCUAUCAUCGUCUCAAAGAGUGAUGGUACUACUGACCCCAAACUGUACGUAUGGGACCCUGAUCUAGACACGUUAGGUUUCUUUGAUCUCAAGACAGGACAUGGUGAUCAAGAGGAUGAACCUCUUAGUAAAGAUGAUGAUAUCACUGAUGCUGAAAGGGGUCGUGAGGAAGCAGCCCAGGAUGUAGCUGGUCGUUAUCCAAUCAAUAUCUUCUGGGAUACCCAUGAAUCUAAGCUUUUGGUUUGUGAAGCAAAACUAUCCCAUCAGGAAGAGACUACUACACCUAAGAAAACUACAUCUCUACUGAGUACAAUCGUCAAUACACAGCCUGAGAUGAUGGUAGUAUCUCUGUUUACAACCUUGGAGCAUGGUGUGGUCCUACAGGAUAGUUUUGGUCAUGUCCAGGGGACUCUACUUGGAGUUGAAGUACCAUACUUCUACUUCAUCAAGAAGGCUGGGGAUGGGAAAACAAAGAAAGGAGUUUUCCCUGGUGAGAAGAUGGAUGAUCCUGGUCCUAUAUCAUCAUCAUCUCUGAUUGCUAGACAAGUGAUGAGAAACUUUGCUGGUUUAGAGGAUGGUGAUAAGAGUGCUAGAGAUGCUAUGAUGAACUUCAGUUAUUACCUCACUAUUGGUAAUAUGGAUGAAGCAUUCAAAGCCAUUAAACUUAUCAAGAGUGAGUCAGUAUGGGAGAACAUGGCUAAGAUGUGCGUGAAGACUAGAAGGUUGGAUGUAGCCCGGGUGUGUCUUGGUAACAUGGGACAUGCUCGAGGAGCUAGAGCUUUAAGAGAAGCUGAGAAUGAGCCAGAGCUUGAUGCAAGGGUUGCUAUGCUUGCUGUUCAACUUGGUCUGUUGGAUGAUGCUGAGAGACUGUACAAGAACUGUGGGCGUUAUGAUCUUCUUAAUGCAUUCUACCAAGCUAGUGGACAGUGGGGAAAGGCUAUGGAGACUGCCGAACUGAAUGAUCGUAUUCAUUUACGAACCACCUACUAUCACUACGCUAAACAUCUAGAAGCAAAGGGUGACAUCAAUGGAGCUAUUCCAAACUAUGAGAAAUCUGAUACACAUCGGUUUGAGGUUCCAAGAAUGCUGUUUGAUGAGCCUCAGGCUUUAGAAGCGUAUAUUAUGAAGACAAAAGACAGAGCAUUGAGGAAAUGGUGGGCCCAGUACAUGGAGAGUACAGGAGAGAUGGAGACAGCUCUACAGUUCUAUGAAGCAGCUCAGGAUUACCUAUCUCUAGUCAGGGUCUACUGUUACUGUGGUAACAUUGACAAGGCUGCUGAGAUUGCUAAUGAAACGGGUGAUCGAGCAGCUUGUUAUCAUCUAGCUAGACAGCAUGAAAAUCAGCAGGAUAACAUCAAAGAGGCCAUUCAUUUCUUCACUAGAGCUCAAUCAUACAGUCAGGCCAUUAGAUUAUGCAAGGAACAUGACAUGGAAGAUCAACUAAUGAACCUAGCUUUGAUGAGUACGAAGGAAGAUAUGAUAGAAGCAGCUCGUUACUAUGAAAAUAACCGCAAUACUCAUGAUAAAGCUGUCAUGCUUUUCCACAAGGGAGGUCAUUUCUCUAAGGCCCUUGAGCUAGCCUUUGAAAGCCAGCAGUUUGGUGCCUUACAGCUCAUCUCAGAAGACCUUGAUGAAAGAACUGAUCCAGUUCUUCUCAAUCGAUGUGCACAGUUCUUUAUGGAACAUGGACAGUAUGACAAGGCUGUUGAUUUACUUGUUGUAGCUGGAAAGUAUUUUGAGGCAUUAGAGCUCUGUCAGGAUCACAAUGUGAACAUCACAGAACGCUUAGCUGAGAAGAUGACAUUGUCUAAGGAUGAUAGCCAAGGUGAUAUGAGACUCAAACUAUUAGAGAAGGUGGCUGAUCUAUGUUUCCUACAGGGAUCAUAUCACCUAGCAACCAAGAAAUAUACUCAAGCUGGUAACAAGGUCAAGGCCAUGCGAGCACUCCUGAAAUCAGGGGACACUGAAAAAAUAAUCUUCUUUGCUGGUGUGUCGCGUCAGAAAGAGAUCUAUGUCAUGGCUGCUAAUUAUCUUCAAUCCUUGGAUUGGAGGAAAGAUCCUGAGAUCAUGAAGAAUAUUAUUGGUUUCUAUACCAAAGGAAGAGCCCUAGACUCACUGGCUGGCUUCUAUGAUGCUUGUGCACAGGUUGAGAUUGAUGAAUAUCAGAACUAUGACAAAGCCCUUGGAGCUUUGACAGAGGCAUAUAAAUGUCUUAGCAAGGCUAAAGUCAAGAAUCAGACACAGAUUGAAGAGAAACUAGGAGCUCUUAAACAUCGGAUCAGUCUUGUCAAGAAGUUUGUCCAAGCAAGAAGAGCGUAUGAUGAGGAGCCAGAAGAAUCAAUGCGUCAGUGUCAGGUCUUACUUGAAGAAACAGAAUUAGACAGCGCUAUUAGGAUUGGUGAUGUGUAUGGUAUGAUGGUAGAACAUUAUGCUAGACAAGAGAACUAUAAGAAGGCCUAUGCAUUUAUGGAGGAGAUGCGAUCAAGGAUAGCUACUGUCAACAUGGCCUACUACAUCAACAUCCGCACCAUUGAGGCUGUACACAGAGCCCUUGACAUACCCCUUGGGCGUGGCACAGGGGCGGAGAAGAAGGGUGUGGUCAUGGGUGAUGAUCUCGGUCAGGAUGAGGAUGACGGAGAGGAGGUAGAAGAAGAUGUUCAGGAGGAUUAUAACGAGGAUGAGGCUUACUGCUGAUCAUGCCUGUAACCCGUCAAUCACUGACUUUCUGUAUUCCCCAUAGACUUUAUACAGGGACAGCCUGAUUCUCGUAGGUAUUGGGUUAAUCCAUUGACUAUUGAAUUCUGUAUUCCCCAUAGACUUUAUUCAGGAACAGCCUGAUUCUUGUAGGUAUUGGGUUAAUCCAUGGACUACUGAAUUCUGUAUUCCCCAUAGACUUUAUACAGGGACAGCCUGAUUCUCGUAGGUAUUGGGUUAAUCCAUUGACUACUGAAUUCUGUAUUCCCCAUAGACUUUAUACAUAGACAGCCUGAUUCUUGUAGGUAUUGGGUUAAUCCAUUGACUACUGAAUUCUGUAUUCCCCAUAGACUUUAUACAUAGACAGCCUGAUUCUUGUAGGUAUUGGGUUAAUCCAUUGACUACUGAAUUCUGUAUUCCCCAUAGACUUUAUACAGGGACAGCCUUAUUCUUGUAGGUAUUGGGUUAAUCCAUGGACUACUGAAUUCUGUAUUCCCCAUAGACUUUAUACAGGGACAGCCUUAUUCUUGUAGGUAUUGGGUUAAUCCAUUGACUACUAAAUUUUGUAUUCCCCAUAGACAGCCUGAUUCUUGAAUUGAAUUAAUAUCUCAUUGUCAAGUACAUUCAUAUGAAAUAUUUCAUCACACUCUAAAAAUAAUCAAUUGGUAAUUAUUUUUUUGCUACAAUUAAAGAAACAUGUGUUUCAUAUUGACAAUGCCACGUGGGUAAUGUUAUCCAUUGACAACAUUUUUGGAGAUUUAGUCCUUAUUGUCAUUUAAUGUUGAGACAUUUUUAAUUCUCAAUUGAUUUCUUUUGAAAUGUUUGAAAAGUUGCCAACAUGUAUAUAGUGUGAAGCAAAUUGUAAUGUGCUUUGUACACACAAGGUAAAUGAGCUAUAUCAGAUACUCAAUGGAUGACUGGAUAGAUUUUUAAAAUUUUAUUUCAUCCAAACUCUUUCAUUACAAUGAUUUCCAUCUGAGAUCCAUAACAUACUAGUAUUUUACCCAUGGUAAUAAUAAUAAUAAUAGGCAUUUAUAUAGCGCCAUCUAUCUAGAAAUACAUUGUUUAUUAUUAUUACCCCGGCUAAUGUAAUAACAGGGAAUGUAAUGUACUAACAGGGAAAUUGUGCCAUUUUCACAGAAUAAUAAUUACCUGUAACAUUCAUUCUUUUGGAAUAAAACCAGUAUCCUGCUGUGGCAUUCAAACCUUAGCAAAAGUUAAUUGUUCAGAAUAAACAAGGAUCCAAAAACACAUGGUUGACAUGUAACACUGUAUCCACUAGGAGUGACUUUCCUGUGAUGAUAUAUAGGCCCAGUUAUUUCAUUGAUCAUGGUUGCCAAAAUACUAAAUUGAUUAUGGCUACUAUAGCUAUACUGUAAACAUGUAGACAUUGUGGACAGUGUUUUUCACGAUGAAAUCUUCUUGCAUACCUUGAGUUUUAGUACUUUAUGUAAAAAUGACUUUAGAAUUGCAGCAGCUUUAUUAUUGACCUUAAUUCAUAUGAUCAUAAUAUAUCAUUGAAAAGUAUUUGCAUCUAAUAAUCGGUAUUGUCUUUAUAGUGGUCAGCGACAAUUUGAUUCAAAUUCUCCAACCAGUGCUCACUGCUAAACCACACAUAUCUGUCCAAGGCUAUUUCCUCACUCGUUGUCAGUAAUCCAGGUUUUAAACCUGGUAUAGGCCAUGACUAGGAGGUUUGCUGGAAUCAUCUCACACUCAGAGAGAUCACCCUGACCCCUCCCUCCACUUUACUCUAUUCGUUGUAUCAUCCCCCCCCCCCCCUCAACCCAACCCUCUUGCUCUCCUCCAUCACUUUGCUGUUUCCAUGUCAUUUUCAGUUGUCCUCUUCCUCUCUGACCAGCCACUUUGAAAUCAGUGGUAAAGUGAUAAAGAAAAACAUACAAUUUUAACCUACAAACAUGCAAUGGUGGUUUAAGCAAGAUAUAUUUUCUGUUUUACUUUAAGCCCUGAAAAUGACUAGUUUUACAUCAGUCAUGUCCUUGAUUACAAUUGAUUUAAUCAAUUAUAUAUUCAUCAUAUCGUUGAUUAUAAUUGAUUUUAUUAACAAUGAUUAAAAAAUUGUCAGGCUUCAGCUGUUGGUGUAUGCAGUGUAUGAUACAAGAGGGGUUCUAGUUCUGUGUAUCUUCAUUUUCUCCCUGAACACAAAUAAAUUAAAUGUGAUUUUGUAAAAUAAGAAUUCUUUAUGUGAAUAAUCAAUCACCUUGCUUUGUAUUCUGGUGUAUAUAUAUUUUUGUAUUUUUUUGUAGUACUAAAUAUUGUGGAAUAUAUUUGUAAAAAGUUUUCAGAGAUAUUGAUUAAUAUCUGUAUAUUGAAUUUAUUAUUAUUAUAGAUAUGCUGUGAUUAAUUUAUUUGUAGUCUUUUUUGUGUCAUUGCUCAAAGUUUUAGUCAAAGCUUACCAUUUUCUUUUUCCUCUGUCUUUUAAACGUAAUAGGCACAUGUCUGUACAUUAAGUUAUUUGCUUUUCAAAUAGAAGUUAAAACAAAAUAAAUAUGUAACAACUUUGUGUAGUUGUUUUUUAAAUACAUUUAAGUGUAACUUUGAGCAGCACUUGUUAAAGCCAUUAAAUCAAUUGGUACCUGGAAUCACAACUCACAUUGGUACGUAUGGUGACACAAAAUUUCUCUAAUCUAAUGUAAGAUUGAAAUGAUGAUGUUAUCUAAAUAAUUGAGAAAAGUUAAAAGAUUUUGCUAUUUUUUCCAAGAAUGUUGAUGUGUCUCAUUUGGAUUUGACAUCACAAAAUGCAGUUCUCUAAAUGCAUGAUAAUGUCUAAGGACAAGUUCAAUUGUUUACAUUUUAAUCCACCAAUGAUAUAUGAGACUGAAUAUGUUGAUGUUUAGUAUGUACUAAGGGUCAAUGAUCAUUGAGCUCUAUAAUAGAAAAGUGUAAUAUUAUAUAAAUGA
Lytechinus pictus (painted urchin) is the source of this 7410-nucleotide messenger RNA. RefSeq names its product intraflagellar transport protein 140 homolog. Gene Ontology annotation, cellular component: axoneme; intraciliary transport particle A; ciliary basal body. Gene Ontology annotation, biological process: intraciliary retrograde transport. Bases 95 to 4492 code for a protein of 1465 amino acids. Gene Ontology annotation, molecular function: protein binding. The record is from RefSeq and is a predicted model, not a curated record. NCBI's taxonomy places the organism in Eukaryota, Metazoa, Echinodermata, Echinoidea, Temnopleuroida, Toxopneustidae. The transcript has 32 exons.